Drosophila nasuta is the source of this 385-nucleotide messenger RNA. RefSeq lists its product as uncharacterized. The coding region runs from base 29 to 385 and encodes 118 amino acids. Lineage: Eukaryota; Metazoa; Arthropoda; Insecta; Diptera; Drosophilidae. The record is from RefSeq and is a predicted model, not a curated record. The transcript has 3 exons. Gene Ontology annotation, cellular component: nucleus.
CUGAUUGCCGUUCAACUGAUUUUUAAAAAUGGGAAAACACAAAUCAACAUUUCAGUAUGAAGUUAUUCUUAAUUUUAUGCAGGCUAACGAAAAUCUGGCGCGUGGAUUUGCCAAAGGCGAUCGUGUGGCUGCAGAAGCUAAAUGGAGCGAGCUUGCCGGUGCAUUGAACGCAAUUGGGCCUCCAAUUAAAGAUGUUGCGGGAUGGAAAAAGGUUUGGUGCGAUUGGAAGGCCAAUAUUCGCAAGAAAAUUGCCCAUAAUAAGGCAGAGGUCAGGGCUACAGGCGGGGGUCCUUACUGCCAGCAACCGCUGACAGCCAUGGAGGAGGACGUGGCAAAGCUCUGCGGGCUUUUUGAGAUGGUGAUAGAUAGAAGAAGAGGUGGCUAA